Messenger RNA from Amphimedon queenslandica, 555 nucleotides. RefSeq lists its product as uncharacterized. NCBI's taxonomy places the organism in Eukaryota, Metazoa, Porifera, Demospongiae, Haplosclerida, Niphatidae. The record is from RefSeq and is a predicted model, not a curated record. The coding region runs from base 45 to 509 and encodes 154 amino acids. The transcript has 5 exons.
CACCUUUAAGAAAACAUGAAGAAAGACCAAAAGAAGAAGCUGCCAUGAUAGGACCAGGUCCUGAGUUUGAGUGUGUCCAGUUCAUCAACAGCUCACAGAGCCCACUGUUCCAGCAUCACCUACUCAUGAAGAGACUCAAGGAACCAACAGGAGGAGGAGGAGGGGCAGGUGAUAGUAUUGGUGCUACUUAUACAGGACUGGUGAUGGGAAGGACACAAAUAAAGAAACAGCAACCUCCCUCAAUGACGUUUAAAGAACUGCUCAGAAAUUCAAAAAAACUUUCAGAAAAAAGAAAUGAAGCAUAUGAAAAACAGCUAUUAAUGUAUCAGCAACAAGUCAGUGAAGCUGUUCAAGAGAAUAAAGUAGCCAGAAGAAAUAUAAGAAAUGAGACUCAGAAGCUCCUAAAGCAGAGGAAUGAGGUGACAAUAGAGGCAGAGAAGAUAAUGUCAAAAUAUACUCCACAAUAUCAAGUCAGUUCAUACCUAGCUGAUGUGACUCAUGAUGACUGAAAUAAUAAUAACAAUAAUAAUAAUAACAAAAAUAAUAAUAAUAAUA